Molecule: messenger RNA, 652 nt
Organism: Drosophila sechellia
Lineage: Eukaryota; Metazoa; Arthropoda; Insecta; Diptera; Drosophilidae
Product: ubiquitin-like protein 4A
Exons: 2
Coding region: 99-491 (130 amino acids)
Biological process (GO): tail-anchored membrane protein insertion into ER membrane; post-translational protein targeting to endoplasmic reticulum membrane
Cellular component (GO): BAT3 complex
Molecular function (GO): protein-folding chaperone binding
Source: RefSeq, a predicted model, not a curated record
CUUGGUGGCAAUACAGGUGGCAACGCCAAAGCCAUAUUGUUUAUAUCGCUUGCGAGCUUGACUUUUAAUUAUUUUUAAUAAAGUUUACGGCAAUUGCUAUGCAGAUCACAAUCAAGGUGCUAAAGGGCAAGGACUGCACCAUCGAGGUCGCGCCGACAUCGACGAUUCUGGAGGUGAAACACCAGAUCGAGGCGGAACUGCAGAUAUCGGCGGCAAAUCAAAAGCUACUGCUGUUGGGGCGACCGCUGAACAACGAACAGACAAUUGCGUCCUAUCCCAACAUAAAGGAGGGCACCAAACUCAAUCUGGUGGUGAUAAAGCCCUGCCUGAGGGACAGCAUCCUGCGGGGAUUCCGCAAGCACUAUUCGGAGCUCCUGGCUGAGCGUAUGACCAAUGAGUUUAUGGCCGAUUUCGAGCGGAAAAUCAACGAGCUGAGCCUGGACGACCUGGAGAGACUGUCCGAUAGCAUAAUCAACAGAGCGGGCACAUAGCGCCAUUGAAGAGCCAAGACCCACAAGCAACCACCACCAGCACCCCCUCCAAAAAUAUGAUGGAAGUCUAUCCUCACAGCAUAAUAUUUGUAUUUCCCCCCUCUAACAAAACAAACGAACUAAAAAAUAUGAGGUAGUAAAAAUUAAGACUUGACUGAAAA